CAAGGCUGACAGGGUGCCCAGAAGGCCUGGGCUACAAACCAGAGGAGGAAAGGGGGGUGAAGGGCAUCAGAGGAGAGAGCCAAGAAGACUGAAGAGCAUUGCAGAGAAGCAGGUGCCAGGGAUCACAUGCAGGGGUGGAUGGGGAGGGGGUUGAUACCAAUUGAGCAGCCAGCCCCUGCCCUGCCUGCCCCCAGGCCUUGUGGCCUUCAGCCCGAGGAGCAGCCUGUUCCCAGCCUCCACUGCUUGGGGCUCAGAGUAGGGAAGAGCUGAGGGACCCAUGCUGCCCAUGGAUUGCCAGCUAGCUGGACCCCAGCCAGAGGAGGGGGAGGGAAACAUUGUCCUCCAGCCAAUGGCAAGAGAUCCUCCUCUCUCCUGCUCUCCCCUUCUUCCCCCCACCCCAAUGGCUCAGGGCUGCUGAAGCUUCUACACCCAUGAAGCUAGGAGCCACAGUCAGGAAAAAGGUGCUAAAGAUGAUUAGUGUGGCAUUCCUUGGCAAAGGAGCAGUGAGCCAAUUCUCCCUCCCCACCUCCUUUUCUUGCCUUUCCUCCUCCUUCCCCUCUCUCCUCCUUCCUCUGUCCUCCCCCUCUUCCCCCUCUUCCUUCUUCCCUCUACCCCCUUUGAUUUGCAGUCACAGGAUGCCUAAAGUAAAUGCAAAGGAAAGAGCCAAUGGCCAGAGCACUCUGUUGGGAAGGUAGGGGAGCGAGGGGUGAGAAGGCAGGAGCAAGAGAGGCCUGUGCAGGACAGGAGGCUCAGGUUGUUGUUUUGUAAGGGAGAUGGUGGUACCCUCAGUGCCCUGGAACUUUGACCCAUCUACGUCUCUCUUCGGGACCCAGAUGAGGAAGAGCUUCUUUUUUCCCCCCUUGAUUUCCUCUCCUCCCAGAAGCUUGGGGAAGAGGCCAGGCCUACAGAUGAGGAAACUGUAUGUAGCCCAGGGAAAUGAGAGCAGAGCCCCAUGGCUGAUCACUAGCACUUGUCCUGCUCCUUAGCAUGGGGGCUCUAUGCAGAUUAUUUAACCUCCUCUAUAAAAUGUCUGUAGCUAUCAGUCCACAAGUCACUGAACACCGUUGCCUCAGUUUGCUCCUCUGUAAAAUGGGCUGGAGAAGGAAAGGACAAACCACUGUAGCAUCUUUGCCAGAAACCCCCAAAGGGCAAAGAAUGGGACACAACUGCCACGACUGCACAGCCCCAAGGAGAAUUGGUUCCUAAACACUGAAGUGCCUACUGUGUGUGGGGCACUGGUUGGGGGGGGGGGGCACACAGACAGGCUGAAAGAGCCAUUCCAUGGGGCAGAUCCAAGCACCUCCAGGACUCUGGUAGCAGCACUUCAAUACGGAAAAGCAAAUCAAGGCACAUGGACCCAAGGUAGACAAGAGCAAUGGGGGAGGCAGGGCAGGUGCUCCUGGAGCUGCUUCAUUAAAGAAGCAGCGGGUCCUCGGUGCCCUGGUCAGGGAAAUUGCGGGUUGGAGGAGGGUCUCUGAGGCCCUGCUACUGUCCAGCUCAGUCCUGCGACUGGAGGCUGCGAGUGUGCGGGGAAGAGCGAGGGGAGCCGCCCGGAUCUCGGAGCUCUUUCUUGCCUCUAGUAUGGAGACUAGGUGGGGCGCGGAAGCCCUCGGCAUCUCCCUGGUGACAAUGGGCGCCGGGCUCGCGAGCCGCAGGGAGACACGCAGACGCGGACACACACGCGUACUCGCACAGGUACUCGCACACGCCCGCCGCAGGGCGAUCGAGUUGAGCGAGGAGGGAGCGAGCGCGGACCUGCAGGAGACGGACGUUGGCCCAGCGCGUCGGGAGCGGGUCUAAGCGGGGAGGAUGCUGAGGGGAGGAGCGCUCCUUUGCUUCUUGCUGCUGUUGCCGCCGCGGCUGCUGCCGCUCCACAGAAGCUCCCCCAGCGUUGCGCCUGUUGCUUCAGCUCCAGCCCGUCGGGCCUCCAGGCAGAGCCUCCAGCGGCGCCUCCAAGUUCUCCUUUUGCCCUCCCGUGGGUCCCACCGGGGCCCCGAUUUCCCCCCGAACCCUCGCCCAGGGCCCAAUUUGGGGUUCCCUUUAGGCCAGGACCCUGAGCCUGACCCUGUAGCGGCCUCAGAUUGUGGCUCCAAAUGGGACCUGGCUCUAGGCUCCAAGUCAGCUCCAGGCCCAGGUUGCCAGGGUGCCCUCUGCCCUCCCCUCCCUCCCCAGUUCAAACCCAGAUCAGGUCCCAGCUCUGUUCCUGGGAGGCCAGCAGAGGCUGCCUUGCUUCAUAUUCUCAGUGCAAGUUCCCUUCCCCUUUCCCAGAGGUCCUCUGGGGCCCUCCACCUCUCUUGGGGCCUCCAGCCCAGCGGGUCCAAGCUGACCUUCAGGCUGUACCAGCCCCAGGGCCAAGACCACCACCAGGUCUGGAAGGUGACCUGCAACCCUUAUCUUGGGGCUGGUGGUGGCCUCUUCUGUAGCCCUGGCCCUAGCCCUGACCUAGGAGCCCCUAAGUGGACACUGGCCCACCUCCUCUUGCCAGGCCGAGGCUGGGCCUGGGGCUCCCGCCAGGUCAUUGGGCCAGCCCUGGAGGGAGACCUGCACCUGGUCAACAGCACCCUAGGCAUCCGAGCCAGGGGCAGCACUCUGAGCCUGAAUCUCCGACAGGCCCAGACAGGCUCCCAUGGACAUGGCAUCUAUUACUCCAGGGCAGCCCCAGGCCAUGGCAGGGCUUGGCAGGCCCAGACCCAUCUCCUUUUCUAUCAGCAGCAAGGCCUGUCCUGGCUGUUUGCCUUGGAUCGCUGGGACCGUCUGAGUGUGCAUCUCUCUCUCAGCCCCAAAGGGGUGGCCUUCUUUGGGUGCAGGCCCCCCAGAGACCUGGAAGUCCACUUCUUCAGCAGCAGCCCCUUGAAGGCCAAUGGGCUCUUCUACCUGCUCUGGUUCAUCCCCUUACAGCAUCCUCUCCUGCGUCCCCAGUGGACUUUUCACCUCCAGCUCCCUGGGACCAGCCUUGGGCUCAACCGGACAUACACGUACCAGGAUCGAAUCCCCAGAGCCUCCCGCUUCAUCCAGCGCUCGGUCUUGCCAUUCCGCCCUGACGGCUAUGCAGGCUUCGUGGAGAAAGCCAACUGCGCCACCAGCAGCCUGGAGCCAGUCAUCUUAGAAGCCUCCUUGGACAAGUAUGGUUCCAAAGUGCUCAGGACCCCCGUAGCAUGUGUUCAGAGCCCCUGCUUCAUCAAACAGGUAGAAAUAAUACGUACAGAACUUACUGACAGAGGCCUGUUUGUAGAUCAUAACUUUAGUGCUAAUGCAGAGAUCAACUGUUCUGUCCCCUACAACAGCUCCCACAAGUGGGCUAUCUUUGGCACUGCUUUUAAAGGAGGUAUUGAGCAGAAAUACAGAAAACUAAUUCAUGCAGACUGGAUUAAAGCAGCCAAACACAGCUACUUUGUUGUUCCAAUGAAUGGCUUGAAACCGGACUCAUACAGUAUGAACUACACAUUGACCAUCACCACUUCUGAGAAGGUGAUAACAGCCUCUGCUUCUAUAAAGUUUAAGACUGAGAAACCAUCCCUGAUUGCCGUUAUUGAAGGAGGGCCUGCCCGCUCUGUCCCUUUCAAUAAGAGUUGGACUUUGGAUGGGUCACGCUCCCUCGACCCUGGGUUUUUGGGAUAUCCUUCAGGUCUGACGUACCGCUGGUACUGUACCACCAACUAUACCUACUUCAUAAUUGGGAACCUCCCUGCCUCAAGCCGAGAUAGCUGCCUUCCUGAGCUGCCAGAUCUGCAUUGGUUUAAUGCAAAGGAUCCUGUGGUCACCGUGUUACCAGGAACACUCCAGGGCAACCGGACUUAUUAUUUCAUCCUGGUGGUUUCAUUGUUUAGCAAUCGAGCAUAUGCAUAUCAGAAUGUCACUGUGGAGCCUGGCCCUCUACCGAAAAUGAAGUUCUCCUGUAUUGAAAAUUGUGAAAAGACCUUAGUUGUACCAGAUCGCCUUUCCUUGUCUGGCAAAUGCUCAGACUGUGGGGCCAGGCCUAUGAAGUAUUUGUGGUCAAUCAUGGACUCCACAAAGACAGAGAUUCCUUUUGACUGGACACACUGGAGCACUACUGGAAGAACCAGUACUUACCUGACAAUUAAAGCUUUUGCUUUUAAGGAUUUUCAAGACAAGAUGUGUUCUGUUAUUCUGCAUGCAUCAGGAUGGGGUGGGAACUUCUUAGUGGCUAACCAUUCCUUUUAUGUCAAUUCUCCACCUCGCAAUGGUUACUGUGACAUUCACCCCAACAAAGGCGUUGCCCUGUUCACCAAAUUUGUCGUCCGCUGUAGCGGCUUUAUAGAUGAGAACUUCCCUCUGCAUUUUAAAGUCAUAGCUUCGAAUUUCUGGGGUGUGGAUAAUAGCAGUACUGUAGUUGACAAUACUCUGGGGACUGUGAUGUACUUUGGGAUUGAAUCUGUGACUCCUCCUUCCUUUCUUCCUAUUGGGAUGCCAGUCAAUCACUACAUGGUGAGGGUAUAUGCUCAGGUCUACGAUUUUCUUGGGGCCUUCUCCCAAGUGACCCUGCAUGCCACUGUGACUUCUCCCCUGGGCAGAACCUCCCCAAAUAACAUGUUGAAUUACUUGUUAAGGCUCACCCAGAACACAACUGGUACGAUGAUGACCACUCUGUUUCAGAAAGGAGACUUUGUCCAAGCAGGUUAUCUUGCCUAUCUGGGGGUUUCCCUUUUAAAUGAUGUGAAACCUCCACCCAACUUACAAGCACAAUACUCUGAAAUCCAACAUCACCUCUUGAACGUUUGCCGCCACCUACCCACCACGACCUUGGAGGAGAUUAACCAAGUGACAGUAAUGAUUAUGGGACUCACCCAGAAAGGGUCUGGCUUGACUGCAGAGGGCCAGAAGGUGGCCACCAGCAGGCUAAUAGAAGUAAACUUGGCACUUCAAAGAUUGAAGGAAAAGGAAAAAGAAUUCCAUUCUGAACAAAUAGAAAUAGUGAGUACUGGCAUCUUGUCCUGUUUGUCUAAUAUCCUCAAAAGUAAGAUUAAUGCAGAUAUGAUUAAUGAAACUCUCCAUGUCAUAGAACUGCUAGCAAGUACAGUUUUAGCUGUUAAAUUCCCUGGGGAGAUGGAGACGGUCGUAACAUCCCCACACCUCAGAAUAAGUGUCUGGAAAGAUGAAAAGCGUAAUGUCAACAAGGCCUUCUUAGCCCAAAAAGGCUGCCAAAAUUGCUUUUACCCAACGUUGAGAAAAAAUGACUCCGAGUACUUGGCCAGAGGUGGUCCCAUUUCUACUGCAUUUUAUGAGUUCAAGCAAGAGCUUUCGACACGUGAAGAUACGGGCCUCUCUACUGAUGUGGUGGGCUUCCAGAUGAGUGAGAUCAAAGAGAAUGGGAACAUCCAGGAGGUCAUCCCAGAUCUUGUGGAAGUCUUUCUCCUCAGGAAAAACUUGUCAGGGGCUACCUUUAACAUCACUAUGGGACCAGAUAAAGACCUCCCUGAAACAACCUCAGGAGUCUUCACUUUUCUGGUGUUUGGAACCGAUGAAGAGGUCCUUAUCCAGAUCAUCACAGAAGUAAAGGUCAUGUUCAAGGCUUUCAUCUAUGAGGGAAGCAAUGUCACCCAUAGCCUCCCGAUUGCUUCCUUCUUGGUUCCCCCUGACAUGCCAACAGUGGCAAAUGAGAGUAGGCUCUUUGACCCUACCUGCAAAGUCAAGUUCAAGGUCCCUCGCCUCAUUUGCCUCAGUCAAUCCCUGCUUGAGGCCAUAGUCCAAGACUACUUUGCCUCCAACUGGAGCAUCUCUGUGGUAUUACAGACUCCCCCUAUUGUCAUGGUGCCAAGUGAUCAACUGGUGAAUAUUUCCAUUUUCCUGGCAGAGUGUCUGAAAAUGGAAGGGAAUGAGAAAGAGUGGGACAAGGAGGACUGCAAGGUGGGGGACAAAAGCAGCUGGUGGAGAAUCCAUUGCAUCUGUGAGAUCAAGUCCAAGCCCAGGAAUGAAAGCAAGCCUGGAGACCCAUGGGAAAGCCUAUCCAGAAUCAAAUACCUGUCUGCCCGAAUGAUUGAGAUCCCUAACAGCAUUGACCUGCGAAUGGAAAUCCUCAAGACCAUUCCGAAAAACCCAGUGGCCGUCUUUACUGUGGUCCUCAUCAUUUUCACCUACCUAGUCCUGGCUUUCUGGGCCAUUCACAAAGAUGAAACAGACAGGAUUCGCCGGGAACAUGUGAUCCUCCUUCCCGACAAUGACCCUUACGAUCACAUCUGCUACCUGGUGACCUUCUACACGGGGAGCCGCCUGGGUGCUGGGACCAAGGCCGAUGUCUUUGUCCAGCUCCUGGGGACAGAUGCCUCUAGUGAUGUGCACUGCCUGAGUCACCCCAACUUUACCACUUUCUAUAGGGGCAGCACUGACUCUUUCCUACUGACAACUAGAAGUGACCUGGGGAACCUCCGGGCCAUCCGGGUGUGGCACAACAAUGAAGGCAGCGAUCCCAGCUGGUACCUGAGCAGAGUUAAGGUCGAGAACAUCUUCAACAGGAACAUCUGGCUCUUCUUGUGCAGGUCGUGGCUCUCCAUCAACAAAUCAUUGGAGCAGACCUUUCCAGUGGCUGACAAGGGGCAGCCCAUGAACAAGAAGGACUACUUCCAAAUCUUUGCCUCAGACAACCUGGGCACCAGCCACCUCUGGCUGUCUGUCUUUGCCAGUGUGGUCACGGGGCCAUUCAACCGGCUCCAGCGGCUGUCCUGCUGCCUGACUCUGCUCAUGAACACACUGUUGUGUAACAUCAUGUUCUUCAACGUGGAGAAGGAAGUGGAGGUCUCUCCCAUGGAACUGAAGUUCCUGCGAACAAUAAUGAGGGGGAUAGAGAGUGCGCUGAUCUGUGAACCCAUGCAGAUCCUCCUUGCUUCCCUUUUCACCUACUCCCACAGGAAGGUCAAGCCAGUGGCUGUUACCCAGGUAGCUCCCCACGUUCACCCCUUCAUGAAGUCUCCCUUCCAAAACUGGAAAGAGCGCCUAGAAAUGUGGUACAGCCUUGAGACAGCCCACAAGCAGGCUCCGGGUCGCAGCCUCCUCAGAAAAAAGCAGGCCCAGGGGAGCAACGUUACAAUUCCUGAGGCAGUAGCCAAUGCUAUCACAGAAACUGAGGAGAAGCCCCCCAACUCUGAAGCUUUCCUGGAGAAGAACAUGACUAACACAAAGCCUGUUGAUGUAGCAAUAAGCAGGGAGGAGCAGACUUCUGAAGAGUCCUUGAGUUCAUCAGCCUCCUUGGUAAGAAGAAGCGAUGCAGCAAAGGAGGACCAAGGAACAGAGCCUGCUUCAGAAGAGUCCCCACAAAAGAGUCCCAAGAAAGUGCUGCUUUUUGAAGCUAAGCCUCGGUUUUUCUUCCACUGGUGGUGCAUCUAUGUGGCUUGGCUCUUGGUCAUCGGCAGUUCUGGUGUGUCCUCCUUUUUCAUCAUCAUGUAUGGUUUAACAUAUGGAUAUGAGAAAUCAAUGGGCUGGCUUAUUAGUUCCAUGACUUCCCUGACUGAGUCGAUAUUUAUCAUCCAGGUAGCCAAGAUACUGCUUGUGUCCGGGAUCAGGUCAGGUAGGGCCACGUAUUGUAAGAACAUACCAUGGGCCUCGAGGUAUAAUUACCUUGAGAUCCGACUUCAGGAGCUUGAGUUAAAUGCUGAUGAUUCAAGAGAGCUGCACUAUGAAAUCAUCCGGAUACGAGGCACGAGGAUGUACCAACCGUUAGUCCAGGAUGAGAUCAGAAUAUUCCGAAGAAGGAAGAAAAUUAGGGACAGGGCCCUCAUAUUUUUGAAGAAUAUCAUCAGCCAUUUAAUCUUUCUCACUCUCUUGUUCUGCAUCAUCUCCCUAGCUAGGCCCUCCCACAGCUUCCACCAUAACCAAGCCAUGCAGAAUCAGUUCUCCUCGAAACUCACCACAAUCACCAAACUGGAUGACAUCUACAGGUGGCUCACUGGGGUCUGGUUGCCCUUGAUCCACAAUGAUGAGAACCCAACUUUUAUCUCUAACAGCUGGUCCAAGAUUCUUGGCUCUCCCAAGAUGAGACAAGUGAGGGCCAAGUCCAUCAAAAGAGAGUGUUUCCUCUCUGGCACCAUGGUUGAUAAGUUAAUGAAAAAAGGCAUCCACUGCCACAGCCAGUACAGUCAGGUCAUGGAGGAUCAGAAAAAUUAUGGCAGAUUGUGGAGCACCCGCAGUAAAUUUUCUGUGGAUCCAAGGCCAGUCAGCUUCACGUAUGAGCCAAAUCUCAGAAAAUGGAGUUAUUAUUCCUAUGGAUUGUCUCAUGCUUAUGGAUCAGGGGGGUACCCAUUUUAUUUCUUCCCCACGCAGAAGCAGUAUAAUUCGACGAUACGGCUGCAGGAACUACAAGAAAGCCGAUGGCUCGAUGAAAAGACAUGGGCUGUGAUCCUGGAGCUGACUACCUUUAAUUCUGACACAAGUUUAUUUUGUACCAUCUCAAUUGUCUUUGAAGCAUCCCCAUUUGGGGUCAUCAACCCAAGCCUUGCCAUCCACUCAUUCAGUCUCCCCCUCAUCUACAGGGAGAGCUAUUUUGAGCUGUAUCUGUAUGGAGGUGCCCUUAUGUUUAUUGUACUGUUUCUGAUCGAUGAAGCCACCAUCAUCUACUGGGAAAAGGAGAACUACGUCAAGAAUGUGUUCAAUUUCCUUAGCCUUGGCCUCAAGUUAAUGUUCCUCAUGCUUAUUUUGCUUUUAUUUGUCAAAUUCAGGUUGACCAAGGACAUCCUUGGUUUUUACCUUCAGAACCCAGAUGGUUUCACCCCAUUUCAUGUAAUUUCCCUUGUGGAUCAGGGACUGAGCAUCAUUCUAGGCUUCCUGGGCUUCCUGACCAUUCUGAAGACGCUGACAUAUUCGCGAUUCUUCUAUGACAUACGGCUGGCCCAGACAACCAUCCUGGCUGCCUUGCCGGGCAUCUUCCAUAUGGCCCUGCUUGUGGGCGUGUACAUCUUUAUGUACGUGACCUUUGGCCAUCUCGUGUUUGGCCAGCACGAAUGGCACUAUAGCAAUCUCAUCCAUUCCACCCAGACCAUUUUCUCCUACUGUGUUUCAGCCUUCAGGGACACUGCAUUUUUAAAUAAGGAGGUCCUUGGGGGUCUGUUCCUGGCCUCAUUCAUGCUGGUGAUGAUCUGCAUCUUAAUUAACUUGUUCCAGGCUGUGUUUCUGUCCACCUACAAGGAGAUGAAACAGCUUGUAUAUGAGGAGCCAGCAGCAGAAGGAGAGGCAAUAACCUUUCUCUUUCACAAGGUGAGGAAUCUCUGGCGCACUCUCACUUGCCGGAAACCUUUCCGGGAGCAGCCCACCUACUUCAGUGAUAUACUCUACGGCCAUCCAGGGAAUCAAAGCCACCAGCGCUUGGGGCUUAAAAGCAGAAACAUCAAUGGAAAGAGGGUGACAUAUGUGGCAGUAUGAGGGGGAGCCAUUCAGAGUCUGUGCCAGCCCCUUGCAUGAAUGAGCCAGUCCCUUAAGUGCUCUAACAGGUUGGCUGCCCGCUCCCAACACCAGUCCUUGGCCCUGGGUCCCCAGAUCCCUGAACUCAAGUGGGUAGUUUCUGUCAGGGUAAGAGGACAGCUAAGGAUGCUUACAAAUAUGUCACUUGGGAGACAUUAUCUUCCUUGAAACAAAUACCUUAGCCUGGUCCAGCCCCAGGCUGGACUGUGCAGAACUCCCAACAAUUGUCUGUCAAUCCUAGGGAAAGCCACCUUAGCUGGUUCUGUCACUGCCCAUCCCUCUGCAUAUUGCACAAAAGCUGUGGGCCUAGGAUUCUGCCAGCUCUUAUGUCUCUUCAUAUAGGGACAUUUUCCUGCCAAGGCACAAUCAGGAGGGGUCCCCAGAGGCACAGGGCUAGAGCAGGGGCUCCCCAAGGACUCUGGGACCACAGUGGGCUUCCACAAUAGGCUAGGACAAUUAGAUUUCCUCAGUGGGCAGAUGGAUCCAGGGCAAGAGAAAUGGCAAUGGAAGUUUUGAGGCAUUAUGGCCUACUUUUCUAGAAGGCUAAGGGUAUUAGGGGGCUCAAACCAUGUACAGAAUUACUUGGGCAAAUGCUCCACUUUGUUCCUGGCUAAAUUCUCUGUUACAUGUUUUCUAAUUCAAUAAAAAGUAUUUUGAUAGUUUGAUAGGUAUGGCACUGAAUAAGUAAAUUAAUUUAGGUAGGAUUGUCAUUUUUAUUUUAUUAGCUCAUCCUACCCAUUGAACAAUUAAUGUUUUUCUAAUUAUUUAGACCUAGUUUUAAUUGUGUGAAAAAUGUUUUGUAGUUUUGUUCAUAUAAUUCCUGUGUUUGUCUUGGCAAAUAAAUUCCUAAAUAUUUUAUACUGUCUAGCGUGAAUUUCAAUAAAAUUUUUCUUUCUAA
Molecule: messenger RNA, 10303 nt
Organism: Monodelphis domestica (gray short-tailed opossum)
Lineage: Eukaryota; Metazoa; Chordata; Mammalia; Didelphimorphia; Didelphidae
Product: polycystin family receptor for egg jelly
Biological process (GO): detection of mechanical stimulus
Cellular component (GO): membrane
Molecular function (GO): protein binding; calcium channel activity
Source: RefSeq, a predicted model, not a curated record